AUUCAUCACAAGACCAUCUUCAUCUUCAUCACCAGAUUUUUCCAGGGGGGUUUGGAUAUCAGAAAAGACACCUGUCGGAUGACAUGCACCCUGAGCAGACAAUGAUCUGAAGGCCCUACCAGGAGGCCACAUACUUUCUUUCUUCCUUCCCUCCUUCCUUUUUUUUUUAUCAGUGGAGAAAGACGGGUGAGCCCAGCUGCCUCAGACAGGUGGCAUACGGAGAGAGAGAGAGACUCUCUCACACGCACACAUCUUCAUCCACAGAGGCAACUAGUCACUGUUUGUGGUCCUGUAACUGCCUCGAGAAAAUUUGACCUCUGACUUCACCACACUCCCAACCUUGCCCCUACCCCUGCUCGGCCAAUCACAGCAGCCAUGGGGAGGAAAAAGAUCCAGAUUCAGCGAAUCACAGACGAGCGUAACAGACAGGUGACCUUCACCAAACGGAAGUUUGGUCUGAUGAAGAAAGCUUAUGAGCUCAGUGUGUUGUGUGACUGCGAGAUUGCCCUCAUUAUUUUCAAUCACUCAAACAAGCUCUUCCAGUAUGCCAGCACCGACAUGGACAAAGUGCUCCUCAAAUACACAGAGUACAAUGAGCCGCACGAAAGCAGGACCAACGCAGACAUCAUCGAGGCUCUGAACAAGAAAGAGCACCGGGAUUCGGAGAGCCCAGACCCCGAGGAGCCGUUCUCCCUCACGCCUCGCACAGAGGAGAAGUACAAAAAGAUAGACGAGGAGUUUGAUAAAAUGAUGCAGAGCUAUAGGCUUUCAUCCACAGUGCCACCGCCCACUUUCUCUAUGCCAGUCACAGUGCCGGUGUCCAGUCAGAGCCCUCUGCCAUUCAGCAAUCCCAGCAGCCUCGUCACCACUUCCUUCGUCACCUCCACUCUCACAGACCCACGCCUGCUGUCACCACAGCAACCGCAGCUGCAGAGGAACACGGUGUCUCCAGGCCUGCCACAGAGACCUGCCAGCGCAGGUGCUCUUUUGGGUGGUGACCUCAACAAUUCAAAUGGAGCGUGCCCAAGCCCUGUGGCCAAUGGUUACGUCAGUGCCAGGGCCUCCCCAGGACUCCUCUCAGUCUCCAACGGCAACAGCAUGGGGAAAGUAGUGCCGGCUAAAUCUCCCCCACCACCCAGCACUCAGAUGGUGAACAGUCGCAAACCGGACCUUCGGGUCAUCACCUCCCAGAGCAACAAGGGUCUCAUGCAGCUGACAGAUGAAGAGCUGGAGUUGGUGAGUGAGAACGCUCAGCGGUUAGGCGCCUCUCAAGUGACCCAGCCUCUUACCACACCAGUGGUUUCCGUGGCAACGCCGAGCCUCCUGUCUCCAUUCUCCAUGCCAACCGCCUACAACACAGAGUACCAGCUAACAAGUGCAGAUCUCACAGCCCUCCAGGCCUUCACGCCGUCGGGUGCACUGUUGCCAAGCAACAUGACCACUUGGCAACAGCAGCAGCAGCCAUCUGUAUCCCAACUAUCACAGCAGCAGCAACAACCACAGCAGCUAACUCUGGCCUCCCUCAGUAAUCUUGUCAUGUGGGGCUCAGACAAACAGAACGGAGAGAUGGCUCACUGCAUCUCUGGUCUGGCUGCUAAUCUCAGUGUGACCUCUCAGGGCAGCUUACUCUUGGGCAGGGAGGAAGGGAUCAGCUGGCCCGUGGGAACGCUCCCUCAUGGAGCUACUCUGACGGUUAACACUAACCCCAACAUCAGCAUCAAAUCCGAGCCAGUGUCUCCUAACCGGGAUCGCAGCACCCCUAGUUCCACCACCGGGGCAGCGGGUGGCAUAUCAGGCCUAACUGUGUAUCCAGCGACGCUGCGUUUGGAGCCCACCGGCCGCUCUCCAGUCGACAGCAUCAGCAGUAACGGCAGCUCUUACGAAGGAAGCGACCGAGACGACGGAGGGCAGCCGCGCCCUCCCGAUUUCAACUGCGCCAGCCUGGGUCUCCUCCGAGCUUCUGGAGAGCAGCCAGCCCAAGCAGAGCAGCAGGAGUCAGCCAACGUGAAACGCAUGAGACUGGACACCUGGGUCACAUAAACGCUGAAGGAGAGAGCGAGAGAGCUGCUCUCUCACCCACACAUACACACACACCGACACAAACACACCCCUAGUGGCACCUGCUUUCAGCAGCCAGUCUCAGUCCGCACUUAGACACAUGCAUGCGCCUGUCUCUCUGUCUCUCUCUCUCUUGUCUCACUCUCAGACACACUCAUAUUUACUGGUGUGUGUGUGUGUGUGUGUGUAUAUAUUUAUAUAAAAUAUGCAUAUAUGAUCACACACGCAGUCACGCACUAGAUCCUCACACACAGUUGCCAAUCCAGGUGUAAACGUGUUCACGUAUAUGAGACUGAAGAGAUGUACCGGGCCAGAAUGGCUUUUGGUCACGUCUCAGAUAUCCCCGCCUCUGCUCAGAGACGCCAUCUGGAUCUCAGAUCAACUUUUACAGGCCUUACCAUCGACCCGAUCAGAGUUCAGCGGCACUGCUCUGUCCAAACAGCUUGUUAUGUUGCCUAGACAAGCCUGUCAAUCUUCUUUUUUUGUAUUGAUUUCUCUUUUGUUUAGUUUUGUAUGAAUGGUUGCAUUUGCCAUUUAUAUUCUCGAUUGACUCUUUCUCUCUUGCUUUUCCUCUUUCUUUUUAUGUAUUUUUUUCUAUCUGCUUGAGCAGCUGCCUUUAGAAUCGCCCCCGUUCCUUUAAAGUAGGAUCUCUAUCUUUGUUUUUCUAACUGUGCAGAAACUGCGCAUAGUGUGCGUGCAUGUGUGUGUCAGUUGUGAGACGGAGGUGCACAUUCAUUCGAUCGCUAAACACAAUUCAGCCAAAAAACUCCACUCUCUCGUGUUCGUUUUCCAUCUUUCGUGGUAUCGUAAUCUCGCACCAGUCCCCUCGCUUGCACACUUGUAUGUGUCUAUCGGCGGAGCUCUAAGCACAAACGUCCUGGAUUUUCUGCGUACGCAUGGACCGUAAAUGUGGUGUCGUUGAUGGAAAUGUAGAUCUAUCUAUCUGUACUAAUGAGAUCCAGGUGUGCAGGAAACGUGAGUGUGGCUGUGAGCAGCGGUCUGCCACAUUAUGCUCUAUUUAUUGUUUUCGUCUGGCUGUGUAAUUCAGAAAUUAAUUAGUUAACUUUAUGGGACGAGUAUGCUUAAUUAUUGUUUGUAAGAUUCCAGGAAUAAGUAAAAAUCUGAGUUGUUGUUUAACUCACGAUGGCGAGUUUUGAGAUCAUGUAUAUACAAAAUUUCUCAGUGUUUCAGAACAGGUGUAUAGAGAAAGAGUUGGUGGCAAACACAUCUCAACUAUAGCUCAUUUUAGAUAAGAAAGAGAUGGAGGUUGUGUAGCGCUGUGUGUGUGUGUGAGAAGCGUUGAGAUUGUACAUAGCGAUGUAUGUUCACAUAUAUUCUGCUGGGUCUUUCUGAAACAGCGCUGUAAUCUCAGUGGAACCGUCUCUGUCAACCUCUACCUGUAAAUAAACUGUACCGUGUUGUAAGUUAGCAAGGUGGAGAGGCAGAUGAAGGAGGAUUUGACUGUUUUUAAGCGUGACACUUUUGUCGUUUUUGUCCUGAUGGCGCGAACUUUAAAAUCUUUCCCCCUCGUCCGCUCGCACACCUUCAGACACACACGUGAGGAAUUGAUGCUUCCUUGCAUUAUCAUUUACACAAUCAGUCCACUUUGAUUAUCCGUCUUUUUACACCCCAGCAGGAACAGCGAUUUCCCAGACAGCUUCGAAGGGAAUACAGCCUCCUUUCACCUAUAAGACAUUUAAAGCAUUCAGGGAAGGGUGU
Messenger RNA from Sinocyclocheilus grahami, 3777 nucleotides. RefSeq names its product myocyte-specific enhancer factor 2D homolog. The coding region runs from base 376 to 2040 and encodes 554 amino acids. The record is from RefSeq and is a predicted model, not a curated record. Lineage: Eukaryota; Metazoa; Chordata; Actinopteri; Cypriniformes; Cyprinidae. Gene Ontology annotation, biological process: positive regulation of transcription by RNA polymerase II; heart development; cell differentiation. Gene Ontology annotation, molecular function: RNA polymerase II cis-regulatory region sequence-specific DNA binding; protein dimerization activity; DNA-binding transcription factor activity, RNA polymerase II-specific. The transcript has 12 exons.